AUGGCAGGAUCGUCUUCAGGUGGGAAAUCUGAUGCUGGGAGGGAUGUCCAUGUAACAAAAAGGAAACAAGCUGAAGUAAAUGAAAGUGAUAUUCGACCGUCCCAAUGUCAAGAACAUCUUGGGGAUGCUGCAGCAAAAUCACCAGAUAAGGAUAUACUAUUGGCAACGUCAGAUGUUAGUAAAAAAGGAAAGGUCUCUACAACACCUACAGCAGCAAAAGUACCUGUAUCAUCACAAGAAGAAGAUGACUUGGCGGUGGUUGUGGCAAAGUGCUGGAACGACUUUUUAUCAGCAGAGUUCAGUCUCGGUAAAACAUAUUCUGGACUGCCUUUGUCUUUAAACUAUGGCAAAUAUCAAGAGCUGCUAUCUGGGCAAGGAAACUUUGUAUCCAAAGUAAACAAAGCUUUGUUUGUAAUGUUUCCUGAGGAUUACAAGAACAAAUGCGCCAAAGAUCUGUUGAUCCCUGUAUCAAAUGCGGAAGACUACCCCAUGCUCAAUUGUGAUCCAAGUUUGGCUACUAACACCACCAUUCUUGAUUUACCGGCCAAAUUGGUUGGAGAAGAUGAAGAGUAUACAGAGGGUGAUGCAGCAGUUUCGUAUUAUCAAGGAAUACAAGAGAACGCAGAAUCAUUUGACAAGCACCAUGUGGACUUUGACAUUCAGAUCCUCGGUGAAGAGCUUGAUUGGAUAUACUGGACAGGAAACAAAGAGUUGAAAGCAGUUGGGGGCAAGAAAGGUGUUGAGGGGCUUGGCAAGAUUUUGCAUAGAAUAAAAGCAAUCAAAAAGUCAGGGAAGGGAGCAGCAAUUGACUUUUUCAAAGACAAGAAAGCUAAGAAUACAAGUAAGAAAGUUCGUCUUGCUGAAGAUUUGCAUCAUUUUUGGAAACCUAAGGAGAACAAGAGGAAGAGAGUGAACAACAUUGGACUCUCUGCAGAACAAAAGCAGCAAAUCAAGAAUGAAGAGCUCAACGCCAUUUGUGACGGUGAACAGCCUAAUCAACAUAUGGAAAUUUUUGAAGAGCGUCUGAUGCAGUCAGAGCUACUGUUACAAGCCAAGAAACCAAACGAGAACAAUUCAAAAAUUAUUUCUCGUGUCAACAAGGCUACACAAGAUUACCAGAAAGAGCUAAACAAACAGUAUCGCAAUGUUGAUCAAGGCACCCUGGAGUUUGUGUCAAAGUACAAAAUCAAAGCACCAAAGCAAAAUCAAUAUAGCCAUGACGAAAUUCAAAAGAUCCGAUAUGAGCCCAUUACUUUCAAACCUACAUUUCCGGUUACAGCUGGUUUUGCGCUCACCAUUGAUAAAGCACAGGGCCAGACUCUAGAUCGAGUAAUCAUUGCAAUCUCAGAGCGGCUGCACAAGCUUUCAAACUUUACUUAUGCAUGCAUAUAUGUGGGGAACAGCAGAGUAAAAGAGUCAGGGCACUUGCGUCUAUUACUGCACAAUCGAUCAAGCAAACGGUUCCAGUGGGAAAUGCUCACAUACGUAACAGAGUUGAAACCAGCCAAAAGCAUAAAGGCCUUCUUCAGUGGCUUUACUACAAAUCGCUUGAACUGGAAAAAGGACGUUUGGAACCAAACCAAAUCAUUUCUGCAAUUUGCACAACAACAACAAAAAUAG
Cylindrotheca closterium is the source of this 1620-nucleotide messenger RNA. Lineage: Eukaryota; Bacillariophyta; Bacillariophyceae; Bacillariales; Bacillariaceae. The record is from the annotation of a GenBank genome assembly.